Molecule: messenger RNA, 750 nt
Organism: Eremomyces bilateralis CBS 781.70
Lineage: Eukaryota; Fungi; Ascomycota; Dothideomycetes; Eremomycetales; Eremomycetaceae
Exons: 5
Coding region: 1-750 (249 amino acids)
Source: RefSeq, a predicted model, not a curated record
AUGAGCAAUCCAAACACGCCCGAUCUGGCCCAGAUUCUCCGUGACCUUGCCGCCUAUCAACCCGAUCCCCAGCCAUCGCAAACCGCGCCGCCAUAUGGUACCUCGCUGAACACGUCCGCAAACGGAUCCCACUCUCUUUCUGCUCCAAGUAUUUCUUCCUUUCAGCAACAAUAUCCUUCACAGUCUUUCAAUCAGCCAGAAAGCUCCCAAGCUGCGCGUGUUCCUUCGCAUACAAACGUUUCCAGCAAUUGCAGGCCUUAUGAGCCGGGUCACUCGUCCAGUCAGCGGGAAUCACAAAUCUUGGGUGAUGCAUCUUCUAUUACAGAAUGGGGACCAGGUCUACGUCAUGUUAGUCGGCUUGCUGCAUUAAACCCCGAGUUUGAACGAACCGUUAAGCAGUUAAUGGCGGAUCAGCAAACACAUGAAGUUGAAUGGUUUAACGGACGCGAGGCACUCUUGGCCAAGCAAGCGUCGAGGGAUGAGAACACGACGAAACUAGACGCAAUUUUCCGUUCUAUUGGUGGCUCAAUAGCGCCGUCUGCACCGAUGAAUCCCCAGGAAAAAGAAGUGGAAUUAAGGCAGUACGAUAAAAAGGUGUACAAGGCAUCCCAGGAUAUGUACAGUGCCUUCUCCGUCAGACUGGAGCGACUGGGUGUGCCAUUCUUCUCGGGGAACAGAGAUGGCCCAAGUCCUUUGCAGGAGAAAAUGAUCAAGCACCUUGAAGAUAUGUUUGGGGAUUUGAAGGCUUAA